This is a messenger RNA of Trachemys scripta elegans, 2503 nucleotides long. It is a transcript of the gene MINDY4, whose product is annotated as MINDY lysine 48 deubiquitinase 4. Lineage: Eukaryota; Metazoa; Chordata; Testudines; Emydidae. Gene Ontology annotation, molecular function: cysteine-type deubiquitinase activity; K48-linked deubiquitinase activity. The coding region runs from base 134 to 2476 and encodes 780 amino acids. The record is from RefSeq and is a predicted model, not a curated record. Gene Ontology annotation, biological process: protein K48-linked deubiquitination. The transcript is spliced from 18 exons.
AACAGAGGAGGGUACUGCAGGCUGCAAUUUGAGCUGUCUGCUUCAGGAAUGCAGUGGUUAAUGGCUGUACGGAAGAGCUAGGAAGUCAGCAAAUUUUAAUGACCAAUUUUGAUCAAGUAAAGAACACCCCUGUAUGUUUUGGAAUAAAAUGGAUAACUCUUUUGUGGAAGAAGUGGCUGCAUCUUUGGUUAGAGAAUUUCUCAGCAGAAAGGGUUUAAAAAAGACAAGUGCCAUUAUGGACAGAGAAUUUCCACGUACUGCACUUAGCAUCAACAAUAGAAAUGAACUGCGAAAUGUUUUGCAUCUACAAUCUUUGUACAAACAAAACAAGGCAAAGGAGAAUCCACUGAAAACAAUUCUUGAAGUUAUCACCAACUAUUUUCUUGAACAUUUUGGGACCACCAGAUGCAUCACAAGUCCUGCAGCUUCAGUUCUACAAGCUAAGAGCUCCCAGUCUAGGUGUAUAGAGACAUCAUCAGUUAAUGACUACUCAGAUGAAGACAUGCAUGGCAGAACAACAGUGUCUGAUGCAAGUAAAACUGAGGUUUACAGAUAUGACAUUGAUGUUCCACUAGAUAAAGUCAUUCCAUCGAAGAGACAUCAACAUAAAAGUGAGAAAUCCAAGACUGUGGUAGUACCCAAUAGUGGCUCAUCCUCUGAAGGAGAUAAAAAGUCAAAAAAUAGCAGAGAUGAUUUGAAAAUAACAGAAACUUCUGAGGAGAUGAAGACCACAAUGAGAGAGAAGCAAAGGUCCAGGUCUGGUCUCAUUGUCAGAGGAAUGAUGGCUGGACCCACUGCAAGUUCACAAGAGGAUUCAGUAAAAAGGAAGCUUCUAAAACGAUCCUCUGGCAUAAAUAGCACAAUGCAAUUCAAAGAGGAAGAUCAUCAGAAAAAUUCUUCAGUGGUGCCAACUAGUGAUUUUCAAGAAAUUAAAGGAACUUCCACAGAGUCCAUGAGUUACCUUUCAUCACAUAAUGCCAGUGGUCUGAAAGAAGAUAUGGAAUUUUCAUCAAAGAUUUCAUCAAACUCAUACACAACUUCAGUCAGUGAGAAGCUAAGACAUACGUCCAAAGACACAGCUGAUCCACUUGCCAAACUCUUAUCAGAAAGAGAGAGAACCAAAGCUGAAGAAAGGAAAUCAAUGGCAAGCUUUGAUUUAGACACCAGUGAAAAAACCCUCAAAUUAAGUGUUCUUCACAAACAUUUAGAAGCUGGAAGAGAAAAGAGAGAAAGAUCUCCCAAAAACAAUGAGAAUCGGUUAUCAGGCCGCAGAAAGACUCCAUCAUCCAUAUCCAAUAAAAGUGACCAGAUGAAAGAUGUCCUAGAAGUAGUUGAUUUCGAUGAUGAAGCAACGAUUGGGGAAGUUAGUAGGAUCCCAGAACUUUCAACGCUGUAUACACUUGAAAUAGUAUCAAAGGCAAUUGAUAUUUCCCUAGCAAAAGAAAUAAAAAAUCUUUUGUUUGGCUCAAGCCUUUGUUGCUUCAGUGAAGAAUGGAAAAUGCAGAACUUUACAUUUAACAGUAUACCACAGCUAAAAUACGGCAUCGUUCAAAAACAGGGCGGCCCAUGUGGAGUAUUGGCCGCAGUUCAAGCCUGUGUCCUGCAACAACUUCUCUUUGGAGACAGUAACAGAAAUAGCCAUGUGCGGUGUCUGCAGCCUUCAGAUGCUCAUAGGACCAAAUGCCUCACUCUGGCUAUUGCAGAUAUUUUAUGGCGUGCAGGGGGCAAUGAAAAAGCUGUGGUUGCACUGCCUUCAGGAAGGCAGCAGUUCACUCCAGCAGGAAAAUACAAAGCAGAUGGAAUCUUCGAAACACUAAUACUACAUAGUAUCACAAAACAUGAAGAUCUGACCAUUUUUCUUCAGCAGAAUAUUCAUCAGUUUGAAACUGGUCCAUUUGGGUGCAUUCUUCUUACCCUUUCGAUUAUCUUUACAAGAUCUAUUGACCUGGUGCGCAAUGAUUUUGAUGUGCUCACAAACCGACUGAUUGGCACCCAUGGAUACUGCACACAAGAACUUGUGAACUUGCUGCUGACUGGUAAGGCUGUGUCCAACGUGUUCAAUGAUGUAAUAGAGCUGGACUCUGGAAAUGGAAAUAUCACAGUUUUGAAAGGAAUCACUAACCGCAGUGAUAUCGGCUUGCUGUCUCUUUUUGAGCACUAUGAUGUUUGCCAGGUUGGCUGCUAUUUGAAGACCCCGAGGUACCCAAUUUGGGUCGUGUGCAGUGAAAGCCAUUUCAGUGUGCUUUUUUGCUUGAGAAAGGACUUACUAGGUGACUGGAAAACGGAACAGAGAUUUGACCUCUAUUACUAUGAUGGCCUGGCCAACCAGGAAGAGGAAAUCCGGUUAACAGUUGAUACAGUUCAACCUUACACUGAAGAUAAAGAAAAUGACCUUAUUCCUCCACUUGAGCACUGUAUUAGGACAAAGUGGAAAGGAGCCGUUAUCGACUGGAAUGGCACAGAACCCAUCUUGUGACUGAACUGAAAUAAAAGGAAACUGCGA